AUGGCGGCCACGGCCGCGGCGGCGACGCUCGCGGCGGCCACCUCCUCCUUCCUCAGGCGCUCCCCCUUGCUGCGGCCGCACGGGCUCCGGGUCUCCCGCCACUUCGCUCCCCGAAGGUUUGUGCGCCAUGCUGCUUCAUCAACGAAUGAAGAGGCUGCUGCCAGAGCAGCGGCUGCGACUGCUGAUACUGGUGGACCAACCAUUUUUGACAAAAUCAUCGCAAAGGAAAUCCCUUCAAGCAUUGUAUAUGAGGAUGAGAAAGUGUUGGCAUUUAGAGAUAUUAAUCCACAAGCUCCUGUGCAUGUUCUUGUCAUCCCAAAGCUAAGAGAUGGGCUAACUGGGCUUGAUAAGGCUGAACCAAGGCAUGCUGAUAUUCUGGGGCAGCUUCUUUACGCUGCAAAAGUAGUGGCUGAGAAGGAAGGUGUGGCAGAUGGAUACCGCGUCGUCAUAAACAAUGGAGCCGAAGGAUGUCAAUCAGUCUACCAUCUGCAUGUGCAUGUACUUGGCGGAAGGCAGAUGAAGUGGCCUCCUGGUUAAAUUUAAGAACACUAGAACAAUGUAGGGUUUUCUGCUCCUGUGUGAUCGAUCAUAGACUACUCAUGUAUUGAGUUACUUCCAUGUAGUCUGAGUGUUUGGCCAAAGUGUAUGCACUAUCUGGCAUCUGCACUUGUGGUGCCCCUCCUUAGGCAGUUUUCUCUGGUCUUGCUAUACUCUCUUACAAGUGUGGAGGAUUCAGCAAUAAGGUUGAGAACUUAAAACUGAUUGUGUACUUACCUCCUGCUUCUUAGUAAAUGGUUUUGCAUA
Messenger RNA from Lolium rigidum, 804 nucleotides. RefSeq names its product 14 kDa zinc-binding protein-like. Lineage: Eukaryota; Viridiplantae; Streptophyta; Magnoliopsida; Poales; Poaceae. Gene Ontology annotation, molecular function: adenylylsulfatase activity. The transcript has 6 exons. Gene Ontology annotation, biological process: purine ribonucleotide metabolic process; sulfur compound metabolic process. Gene Ontology annotation, cellular component: cytoplasm. Bases 1 to 537 code for a protein of 178 amino acids. The record is from RefSeq and is a predicted model, not a curated record.